AUGCCACAGUUCCCUGAGAUUCUGUGUUGCUUUCUCCAUGGGCAGCUCUAUCCUGCCAAUGCCUGUGAUCUACAAGAAAUUCCUUUUGAUGAGUGCCCAUUUUAUGACAGUAAACUAUGCAUCUACAACUCCACAAGUUUGACUUUUUUUGCACCAAGUGACCUGAGCAGCAUCUACAGUAUGUGUCAUGAAUAUAUCCAUUCCUGCUCCAUGUGGAGAAAUGAAGGCCCUUGCUUUGAUUAUGUGUUUGUUGUAACUGACCCACAGGCAGAGGGCAUGAGGGCCUUAGAUGUCACUUGUGUCCUUUGUUUCUUUUCAUUCAGAUAUCUACAGACAGUGUACCCAUGUGCCAUCAUCCACAGGUUCAACCAUGUAGGUGAUAACCCUGAUGAAGACAUGGGGAUGUGGAUAGUCUGCCCAAGCUACCUUGCACUGUGCACACACAACAUCCAAAACCUUGCUGUGAUUCAUGUCAACAUGAUAUAUCAUGCAGCUCAUCUCAUCCCCAUUUACUCCACUCACAACAUCAAUUCUAGAGAUGUCAGACUGCAUUGUUCUUAUGAUAUGUUUCAUUCCUUCUAUGUGAAUAAGUUUGCUGAUCACCACACAUUUGAGAUUGCCUUCUAG
Pisolithus orientalis is the source of this 627-nucleotide messenger RNA. RefSeq lists its product as uncharacterized. Bases 1 to 627 code for a protein of 208 amino acids. The transcript has a single exon. The record is from RefSeq and is a predicted model, not a curated record. NCBI's taxonomy places the organism in Eukaryota, Fungi, Basidiomycota, Agaricomycetes, Boletales, Pisolithaceae.